GUGAAUAUAUAGAUUUUUGUGGAUUGAACUUUCAGACGUAAAAUUUUAGAAUUCAAAAUUUCUUGGUAUUUCAGUAUCAUAGCUAAUUUGAUUAUAUUUUUCUGAUGUUUCGUUGAAUUAUUUCUUACUUAAAUUUUCGAUAAUUGAAACGGGAAUUACAAUUGCAUACACUAGAUAAAAUAAUCGGCGUCUCUCUCGACCGUCGAAUAUCGCAGAUUAUUACUUAAUUUUUUGAUAAUAUUCUUUUCUAUAUCUUUUUAACUCUAUGGUGUUUCUUUUCUCAGAGAGGUUCCUGUCUACUGUAUUGUAUUUGAUCUAUGAAAGUGCGGUUAUGUUGACCGCCAUGGAAUAAACGCGGGAAAUCUGUCAAACGCGUAGAAGCGGCGUGACGAUGGCGCAGCGUCGUAUAGACUCCUUCUUCACUAAGAUAUCCAAGAAAGAGAAUUCGAGCCAGGAUAAUUCGGAGAGCCACUCGGACAAUCGGGAGAGUCAUGAUGCUUCGGAGAACGGCAAACGGAAAAGAGACAGCAAUGGCUUCAGUUCUCCACCGUCAGAGAAGCAAGAUAUUAAACCUAAGAAGCCAAAGACAAUUUCCAAGACACCUUCUCCAGGUGCGAAGCCUCGUGUCAAGCUAGCUACUCCAAGAAGUAAGCCGAGUAAACUUUCGCCUGGAGCAAAAAAGGCAAAGAAGAAUCAACAGAAAGGUACACCUGGGAAGAAGAAAAAAGAAGAGAAUAAAACUGUAAAUGGCGCUGCUAGAAAUGAUACAGUUGAGGAAAAAAAGGAAAUAGAAGAAUCCGACACAGCUGAAGGGAAACAGAAAAAAGAAGAAAAGAGCUUUGAAAAAGAAUUGAAAACAGCUGAUGGAAAAAAGAAGAAAGGAGAACAUAAUACAGCUGAAGCGAAAAAGAAAGAAGAAUCUGCCUCUUCGAAGAGAAAACCUAAUAAAACAGAAAAAGUAAAGAAGAAACGGGCCAGGAUAAUUGAGCCGGUAGAUUCCUCAGACGAUGAGGCUCAUUUACCUUUACCUGAAAGUCCAAAAAAAUCGGAGGCUAACAACGCGGAAGCGAAGCCUGAAAGUGUAGACGAGUCCACCGAGAUAAAUAAAAACGUUUCGAGUAACGAUUCAAACGAAAGCGCUUCGGACAAUGAACAGAAGAAUCAGAGCCCGAAGAAAGAAUCUACGCCUGAGAAGUCACAGACUGCCUCGAAGAGUGACAGUCCGAAGAAGGAGCCUACGUCUGAGAAGAAGGCUAAGAAAGUGCAUAACUUUUUCAUGCCUAAGCAAAAGGAUGACACAAAGAAAGACAAAGUGAGCAAUGGAAAAAGCGCCAAUCAAUCUUACAAUCCCGGUGCGUCUGUCUACCAUCCGAUAGACGAUGCUUGCUGGAAGCGAGGCGACAAAACUCCAUAUAGCGCGUUUACGCGCACUUUGGAAAUCAUCGAGGAGACAAGUGCAAGAUUAAAGAUAAUAGAGAUACUGUCAAAUUACUUCCGGUCUGUCAUAGUCCUGAGCCCCGAGGAUCUUCUGCCGAGCGUUUAUCUGUGCCUUAACCAAUUAGCGCCGGCAUACGAAGGAAUUGAGCUUGGAGUCGCUGACAUGAAUCUGAUGAAGGCGAUAGCGCAAUGUACUGGUAGAACAGUGACGCAAAUUAAAGCCGACGUCCAGGAGGUUGGCGACUUGGGAAUCGUGGCGGAAGGUAGCAGAUCUAAUCAGAGAACCAUGUUUCAACCGGCGCCUUUGAUGGUUUCCAACGUGUACUCCAAGUUGAAGGAGAUCGCCCAGAUGACGGGGCACGCGUCUCUGUCGAAAAAGUUGGACAAGAUUCAGACGUUGUUUGUGGCGUGCCGUAAUACAGAAGCAAGAUACCUUAUUAGAUCGUUGGCUGGGAAGCUUCGCAUUGGAUUGGCGGAACAAUCCGUUUUGCAAGCAUUGGCUUUAGCUUGCGCGAUGACACCGCCAGAACAAAAGUAUCCACCAGAAAUUUUGAACGCAAGCAAAAAGAUGUCGAGCGAUCGCUUCAAAGAGAAAUAUGAUGAAAUAGCGCUCAUAUUAAAAACAACGUAUUGUGAAUGCCCGAAUUACAAUCUCAUAAUUCCUGUUCUAUUGGAGGAUGGAAUUAAUGCCUUGCCGAGCAAGUGCAAACUCACUCCUGGAAUACCCUUGAAACCCAUGUUGGCGCAUCCCACUAAAGGUGUUCAAGAAGUCCUGACGCGAUUCGAGGGUUUGAAAUUUACUUGUGAAUGGAAGUACGACGGGGAAAGAGCGCAGAUACACGUUGCGGAUGAUGAGCAAAUCAAUAUAUAUAGUAGAAAUCAAGAGAAUAAUACUAGCAAGUAUCCAGAUAUCAUCAAGCGAUUCAAAAAUACUCGCGGCGAUCUGGUGAAGAAUUGCAUACUCGAUUGCGAGGCGGUCGCUUGGGAUAGUGAGAAGAAACAAAUCUUACCGUUCCAAAUACUCAGCACAAGAAAGCGAAAGGACGCUAACGAGGACGAUAUCAAAGUACAAGUAUGCGUGUUUAUGUUCGAUCUGCUAUACCUAAAUGAUGAGCCGUUGGUGAAGGAACCGUUCGCGAAACGUCGUGAGUUGUUGAAGCAGCAUUUCAAGGAAGUUGAAGGUGAAUGGAAAUUCGCCAAUAGCAUGGACACUACGACGAUGGAAGAGGUGGAAGUCUUCUUGGACGAAUCUGUGAAGGGAAAUUGCGAGGGCCUGAUGGUGAAGACGCUGGAAAAGGAUGCGACCUACGAGAUCGCGAAGCGAUCGAGAAACUGGCUGAAGCUGAAGAAGGACUACUUGGACGGCGUCGGCGAUACCCUCGAUGUGAUCGUAAUUGGUGGUUACAUCGGCAAGGGAAAGAGGACCGGCACUUACGGUGGUUUUCUCCUAGCUUGUUACGAUCAGGAAAACGAGGAGUACCAGAGCGUCUGUAAGAUCGGCACGGGAUUCAAAGAAGAAGAUCUCGAGAAUCACACGAAAUUCUUCAAGGAUCACGUAAUACCGCAGGCCAAAUCGUACUAUCGCUUCGAUAGCAGCCAUGAGCCGGAUCACUGGUUUGAACCAAUUCAAGUCUGGGAGAUCAAGUGUGCCGAUCUCUCCCUUUCGCCUGUACACAGAGCGGCUAUCGGAAUAGUCGAUCCGGAGAAGGGAAUAUCUUUAAGAUUUCCGCGAUUUAUCAGGAUUCGCGAGGAUAAAAAUUGCGAGCAGGCUACUUCCGCUCAGGACGUGGCGGAUAUGUACAAUAAUCAGGAGCAGAUAAAAAAUAAAACUUCGGCAUCGAAAAUCACAGAGGAAGAUUUCUAUUAAUUUUUCUUUUUUAUUUUGCGACGCGCAGUUUUAUCCAGUAUAGCUUGUAUUUUUUAUAAUCAUUAAUUUUGUAAGGAAUAUUGUAAAUAAAAUACAUUUGACAUGGCACACAAAUUAUGUAAUUUUCGUUUGUGCCGUGUCUGGUAAACGGUUAAUUAAUA
Wasmannia auropunctata (little fire ant) is the source of this 3465-nucleotide messenger RNA. RefSeq names its product DNA ligase 1 (gene DNAlig1). Gene Ontology annotation, biological process: lagging strand elongation; DNA recombination; DNA repair. Gene Ontology annotation, molecular function: ATP binding; DNA ligase (ATP) activity; DNA binding. Bases 392 to 3304 code for a protein of 970 amino acids. The record is from RefSeq and is a predicted model, not a curated record. NCBI's taxonomy places the organism in Eukaryota, Metazoa, Arthropoda, Insecta, Hymenoptera, Formicidae. The transcript has 16 exons. Gene Ontology annotation, cellular component: nucleus; mitochondrion.